Pelmatolapia mariae (spotted tilapia) is the source of this 4508-nucleotide messenger RNA. It is a transcript of the gene slc30a1a, whose product is annotated as solute carrier family 30 member 1a. The coding region runs from base 331 to 1797 and encodes 488 amino acids. Gene Ontology annotation, cellular component: Golgi apparatus; membrane; endoplasmic reticulum. The record is from RefSeq and is a predicted model, not a curated record. Gene Ontology annotation, molecular function: zinc ion transmembrane transporter activity; calcium channel inhibitor activity. The transcript has 2 exons. Gene Ontology annotation, biological process: zinc ion transmembrane transport; detoxification of zinc ion; intracellular zinc ion homeostasis. Lineage: Eukaryota; Metazoa; Chordata; Actinopteri; Cichliformes; Cichlidae.
GCCGUCUGCAAAGCGGAGCUCGUCGGCAAAACGAGCGAGGAGGGUGCUGGUAUUUAUACGGUUGCCGAAUCAUUUUUUAAUCGCGAAUUGAUUCGGUGUGUGUUUGUCCUCAGAUAUAGCCGAGUGUUGCUGCCGUCGCCGAAUAAGAGUGUUUUACGCGGAUGAUAUUAGCAGCGUUCGUAUUGUCUCAGGGAGCCAAGCUAGCUUAACGUAGCCCGGAGUGAAACGGGAAAGCCAACCAGCGGAUGUCGUGGGGAUUUCUUGGGCUUUCUCAAACCUACUGAUUUCUUCAACGCUAACUUAAAUUGAAUCGACUGUGAGGAAGGAAAAAUGGCUUGCGAACCCAAUCGUGCCCGGCUGCUGUGCAUGCUAUCAUUGACUUUUGGGUUUUUCAUCGUGGAGGUGGUGGUCAGUCGGAUGACCUCGUCCCUGUCAAUGCUGUCGGACUCCUUCCAUAUGCUGUCGGAUGUCAUCGCACUCGUCGUGGCUCUAGUGGCGGUCCGGUUCGCCGAAAAAACCCAGGCGACCAACAAGAACACCUUCGGCUGGAUCCGAGCGGAGGUGAUGGGGGCUCUGGUCAACGCCGUCUUUCUCACGGCGCUGUGCUUCACCAUCGUCCUGGAGGCGGUCGAGCGCUUCACCGAGCCCCACGAGAUCGAGUCUCCAGUGGUGGUGGCCGGGGUCGGUGCCGCGGGGCUUCUGGUUAACCUGCUGGGGCUCUGCUUGUUCCACGGCCACGCGGGCGGAGGCCACGGACACUCUCACGGAGGGCACUCUCAUGGGAGUAAGAAUAAGCGGGGCAAAACGAGCAAGAACUCGAAGGCUGGAAACGGGUCUUCGGGAGAGGAGACCAACAACUUGGUGGGAAAUCACAACAGCCCAGGCGAUGGGAGACCAAGAAAUGAAAUCAGCUGUAAAGGCAGCACAGAGGUGCAGAUGAAUGGAAACACCCACUAUGAGGAGAUGGAUCCCGACCACGACUCGUCGUCGCAGCUCAACAUGCGCGGGGUCUUCCUGCAUGUGCUGGGCGACGCCCUGGGCUCCGUCAUCGUAGUGGUCAACGCUAUAAUAUUCACCUUUGUGUGGCAGCCCUGCAUCAAAGGUGAGAAGUGCGUGAAUCCGUGCGUCAACAGCCACUCCGCUGACCAUUACCAUGACAACAACACCGUCGUCGAUCUGCACGUGGGUCCAACUGUGCCGACCAUGAAGUUCGCCGGCCCCUGCUGGGUUCUUUACCUUGAUCCCACGCUGUGCAUCAUCAUGGUGAGCAUCCUGCUGUACACUACCUACCCUCUGCUCAAAGAGUCGGCCCUCAUCCUGCUGCAGACCGUGCCCAAGCAGAUCAACAUGCACCGGCUCAACGAGCGUCUGCUGAGCCUGGAUGGCGUCCUGGCCAUCCACGAGCUGCACAUCUGGCAGCUGGCCGGAAGCCGCAUCAUCGCCACGGCGCACAUCAAAUGCCACGACCCCACAUCUUACAUGGAGGUGGCCAAACGCAUCAAGGACUUCUUCCACAAUGAGGGCAUCCACGCCACCACCAUCCAGCCCGAGUUUGUCACGUUCAGCUCAGAGUCUCGAGACUCCCUGUGCGAGCUCUCCUGUCGGACUCAGUGCGCUCCCAAGCUGUGCUGCGGCGCUGCGGACAAACAGAACACCGGCUCUGACAAGAAGGCUGCAGUCGCUUCAAACCUGGAGGUGAUCAGUGAGACCUCAGAGGCGGCGGGGGCCGUAGUUCAGGUGUGCCCUGGGUCUGAGGCUGAGGUCAGGAUUGCCAGAGAAGUGGAGUCAUCUCUGUGAGAUGAAGGGUGUGGAGAAGAGCAGAGGAGAAGCAAGAAAACCUCCACUUUGGGCAAAAACAUCAUCAUCAUUUGCAGGAAGCUGUACUAUUUGUGGCUUAAUCAUUGCCCCGAUAGGUCCUUUUAUUUUCGGUUAUUGCCCAUCUACACGGCUGAGCCCCUUUCACUCCCUCCCAUGUUCAUACAUUGAGCCUUAGUUCAACCCCCCCAAGCCUCUCCUCCGCCACUCAGUCCCUCCCUUGUUGUCCGUGGCUCUGGCAGUAUGGGGGUAUGGUUGCGAUGCAUGUUGGGUUGCACUGACCUCAUCUCCACUAGGACUGGAUCAAGGCCUGCAUUAGCGUCCCUCAUUAGCACCGUGUUGUGAUGUCUCAUCUCGUCUCAUGGUGUUUCUGUGCCAAAGCUUCUCAGUGGACUGAAGGGAUCAGAGGGACAUUCCCUCCUUCAAAUGGACACACAGCACACACAUCACUAGGUUAUUUAUUUAGCCUAUGGACCUGCUGGAAAAGAGUCUACCUUCCUGUUUUUUUGUGUAGGCUUCAAGGAGACCUAUUUUCUUUACCCUCUGGCCUCCAGAUGGAAUAGUAUUGUAUUGCAUAAUAAUUUAUGUAUCUAAGUUAUUAGAAAUGAUCUAUUUCUCUGUAGAUGCUGUUUGUAAUGUUUAGCUCGGAUGAUAAACAUUUAUUUUUCUCUUUUCUCUCUCUCUUUUUUUUUUUUUUUUUUUGUCUUGAAAUCUUUUGACAGACCAUCUAUGCUGAAGUCAGUUUUUUUUCCAGGUGUGAUGUUUUUAUAAUGAUUUUGUUUCUCAGACAUUUUCGUCUGGCCUUGACUCGGAUUUAAUUGCAGUCGUUAGCUGGAUACAAAAGCCGUACCAACACCUCUCUCACCUUGCCUUUUAAUUAAAGAAAACAGUUGUGAUAAGCAUAGUCGACUCGGUGUAACAGGACUUCUCGCAGUGGCACAGUCACCUAAUUAAUUAAAUAAACGUUUAUUCUUAAAUUUCGAUGCCUUGCAAGCCAGAGAGUUGCAAAGAAACGAGCACUGUUCGCCAUUUAGUGAAACCUCCGUCUGAAUUUGUACUGGAAAGCUUUCUGUUGAUGCCUGUUGGGUUUUAAAAACCCUCAUGAAUGUGUUCGGCACCUUGUCACAAUCCAUGCUGAGGGAGGGUUUUUUUUAAUUUUAAAUAUAUAUAUUUCCAGGACCUUCUGUGUUGUCUGCAUGACCAAACUGAGACCUGGUGUUCGACUUUUUAACAGCUCCACUAAGAGCUCUAGUUGCUGCUUACCAGCGUCUGCUGGUAUCCUACUAUAUUACUCAUGACAGUGUGUGGGGGAAUGACUCAUCAUAUAGCUCUGUGUGUCCUCUGCUGUGGACAGCUGAGCCGAGCUGGUUGUUUGCUGAACUGAAGUCCAUACAGUGGCCUUUGAAUUUGUUUCGACUUUUCCCCUCAUCAGCACAGAUACCGUGUGAAGUUGAUGAGUUUUGGAUUUCCACUCUUUGAUUUAUUUUGCAUUAUAGAAAUGUGUUCUGGGAUAUGUAUUUUUUUCCAUUUGUAAUGUUUGGUCACUUUUACUCUUUUAUGACUUGAGCUCUAUGUGCAAAUCGAAAACAAGUGUGUGUGCGUGCGUGUGUGCGUGCGUGUGUGUGCGUGUGGUGUUUUUUUUUUUUUUUUUAAAUUUUAGAUAUGAUGAAUCAGCUGAUGUGUUUUUGAACUGUAUGGUGGCAUGCAAAAGUUUGUCCACUGCUGGUCAACAUGACUUACUGUGACUAGUUAAUAAAACAAUUACCUUAUUUCCAAAAGGCAAAUAAUGGUUAAUGGACUUAUUUUUAAAGUGUGUAAAUAAUAGGUUUACCCUCUGCAUGGUCACUUUUUUCUGUUGGUUGACUGUGAGGGUCUUGGAAAACUGUCAGAAGUCUGCUCUUCAUCUUCAGAUCUUUUUGUCCAGUGUUUGAUGGUAUUUAAAUCAAUCCACUCUUCUUUUCACCAGUGAAUGCAGGACUGGUGGCAGCACAGCAUGGUCAAAGCCAUCCCCAUGCUUAACAGUUGAACAAGUAUUCUUCUAAUGAAAGUCCUUAUCCAUUUUUUUCCCCAAGCAUACCUUUGCUUAUUUGGCCAGAUGAGUUUCUUCUGCUGCUUUCUGCUGACUCUCCAAUGAGUCAUAUUUGCACGUUUCACGGCGCAGGAGGUCGGUGCACAACUUCUCCAAACUCUGAUAAAUCUUCCCAAAGGUCAAAGUUUGUUUUUGUCUUUCGCACCUGAGCUGCAUUUCCAGUAUACCUUAAAUUCUUUGCAGACUUCAGGAUCGACUACCUGAAAAUGCUUUCCUCUCUCCUCCUGAGUGGGCACCACUUGUUUUAAUCUCCAGAGUGCUAUGGAGCGCCUUAGAGGAGCAAUAUCAGAGUGUAUAAAGCUUUAAAAUAUGAAACUCACAACUUUCCCCAGUUAUUGCGAAUAAGCCAUAGACCUAAAAAGCAAAUUAAGGUCUGAGACUUUAGUAAAAAUUAUUUGUGAGGUCAAAUCUUGCGUAAAAUGUUAAAAAUCUACAAUUUUAUGCCUUCUGGAGAUCAAUCCAUCCUCUGUUUGCUUAGCUGUUCACAGUAACCUAAACUAUUUUGCAAAUUAUCCAAACUUUUGCAUGUCACUGUAUUGACAUAUAUACCUAAAGUACCUGUCCAGUGUGUUAUUGUGAAAUUAAAGCAAAACAUGUUCGUUAA